Messenger RNA from Protobothrops mucrosquamatus (brown spotted pit viper), 1428 nucleotides. RefSeq names its product zinc finger C3HC-type containing 1 (gene ZC3HC1). Gene Ontology annotation, cellular component: nucleus. Gene Ontology annotation, molecular function: zinc ion binding. The transcript has 9 exons. Bases 1 to 1428 code for a protein of 475 amino acids. The record is from RefSeq and is a predicted model, not a curated record. Lineage: Eukaryota; Metazoa; Chordata; Lepidosauria; Squamata; Viperidae.
AUGGCGGCGUCCAGCCCUGCGGCGGUUCCCUCUGUCCCGGAGAACGAGAGCGGCGCCGUGGCGACCAAACCGAAGCCCCCGGCCAUCACGCCGCAGAAGGUGCGGGAGCUGAUCGACGAAGGGAUCGCCCCGGAGGAGGCCGGGCCGGACAGGAAAGAUCCUUCUGUCCUCAGUGAAGUGGCCAAUGGCUCUCCCGACACCAAUGAGCUACCGUUUGAAGCCACUAGCAAAGACGCUUUCUUCAGCAGAGUGGAAACAUUCACCUCCCUCAAAUGGGCAGGCAAGCCCCACGAGCUGUCCCCCCUGAUCUGUGCCAAGUACGGAUGGACCAACGUGGAGUGCGACAUGUUGAAAUGCUCCAGCUGCCAAGCUUACCUGUGUGCCAGCCUGCAGCUGUCUUUCGACUUCAGCAAGUAUCGGUUUUCGGUGCUGCUGGUGGAGGAGCCCCGGGCUCUUUUUGACGACUUCCUCGAACGCUUCCAGAAUCUGUGUCGGCUGCAACUUCAGCUGCCUUCCCUGAAGCCAGACAGUCUCAAAAACGUGGCCUUGACGGAGGAGAAGGUUAGCUUUCUCUUACAAUUGAUUGAGGAGGAGGAGGUGGAGGAAGAGGAGGAGGAGGAGAAGUGCAAAACCGAAGGCGAGAAGACAUCGACAAAGCAGUCUUCAGACCUCCUUCACGUCCACAUCACGGCUUGCAUCCUGGCCCUUUGCGGCUGGACCAGCAGCCCUCCGUCCGGAUCCGUCCACCUGCCCCUGAUCAGCUGCUGCCGCUGCAUCAGGCGAGUGGGGCUGUGGGGUUUUCAGCAGCUGGAGACCACCGAGUCCGAGACGGGGACUCCCUCCGCCGUUGCCCCCACUGCUGAGAAGGUCCCUCUGGGGCCCACCUCCCCACGCCGGAUGAUCACCAGGAGCCAGGACACCAACGUCCCCCUGGGCUUGGAGCAGCACGAGAAGAGCCCCUCCCCGGUCGCCAGCCGCACGCGGGGCGGGGACAGCUUCAGCGAGCGCCCCGAGGCCGAAGCCGCCAGCCCCACCACCCGGAGCCGGCCGGUGACCCGCAGCAUGGGCCACGGGGACGUCUGCGGCCUGGGCGCCGAAGUGUCCUCCAGCCCUCACCGCAGAGCCAAGCGGCCACGCCUGUACUCCUCCAGCAGUUCGGAUUCAAUGACCCGGGUUUACUUUGACCCCCUUGCCCAGCACCGUGACUGGUGCCCGUGGGUCAACGAGGUGAAGGAGGCAACGGUGCUUGGAACCAAAGGAGAUUCCUUGGAGGAGAAGGCAGACCGUGGCUGGCAGGUGGUCAUGAAAGUUCUCCAGGCUUCCAGGCAGUCAGACAAGCCAGCCCAUCUGGAGAGCGAGAGUCUCUCGGCCAAAAGCCGCAAAGUCUUCCAGAUUUUCCGCCAGUGGGAAGCCGCCUGCUCUUCCUGA